CAGACAAACCUCUCUGACUAUAUAACCCGACCAGUUUCAAGCCUUAUUAGCUCGUUAAGAACAAGGGAUAUUGACUACAUUUUAUCGGAUGAAACCGGUAUUAGGGAUGGAGAGCUGGAAGGCGGAAAUUGUCACAGUGACGGGAGUGCCUGAAAAGGUGUCGGUGAAUAGAACUAAAGGUUGUACAAGCAAGCGAAUUGCAGUCGGUGUGAUAGCUGGUGUAGUUGUCUUGGCAAUUGUGGCUGCGCUCGUUAUUGUUUCUGUCUAUUUUGGAUCGAAAGUAACUUCGGAUAGUUAUAAGGUUGCACACCAGACAUACAAAACAAAUGGUGGGGAAAUUGAAGAGGAGGAGACAGAAGAGGACAUACGGAUACGUAACGUAGCAGAGGUCAUUUACGAUUACAAACAUGGGUUGGUUGUAACGAGAUUUGCGGAUGCAGAAGCUAAGGAUCAAAGCGUGUGCUUUGCACAGCUCAUGAAUGAGACCGAAACGCCAACUACAGAUACUGACAAAUACACGGACGGAGAGGUUGACAUGUACGAACAGAAGAGCGCUGAAGACGAGGAGUCUGUAAAAUGGACGUACACAAAUAGAGAGGUACCACGUCACAUGAUUUCUGAAAAUACAGCAAGAAUGUGCGAGGAAACUAAAAUAUACUGGAUGGAAAAGGUAUCAGGUGGUGGGAUAAAUAAGCGACAGACAUGUAGAUUUGUUAUACGUGUCAUCGAAUGCGUUCCUGGGAAAUAUCGAUGCUCACACAGAUGCAAUCUUCAAACCUUCUGCAGGCCUGGUGGUAGACGCUUGACCUCACGAUGGUUUUGGGGCUGCAGAAGGGGUUGUAACCCAGGUAGAAACAACCCAGUAUGUCCGCGGUAAAAUGACAGGAGGAGAAUGAUAAUAGCCAAGGAAAUGUACAUAUCAGUAGAUAUUUCAAGUAGAUACAUUUUAUAUCAAAGGCAGUCGAAGCCUUUAAUUUUGACGAAAGAUAGGAGACAAUUUUCCUCUCUUGCUUUUAUACGUACUUUUCUUUAUAGCACCUGUAAAUUAAUUUUGACAAUAAAUAGAAAUAUUUAAGAAUUUUUAAAGAAUGUUAAAAUGUUAUAUUUACCCCCACAAUUGCUUAUAUUUCAUAAAGUAUAUUACAAUGUACCUAAAUUUACGUUGUCCAUUAACUUUUGGAUUUACAGACCUUUUUGAAUUUUUUUCUGUAUUUUGCAUAUAAUUAAAAUGCACUUAAAUUACUUAAUGCACCGUCUACAAUAUUUUCCGUUACAGCAUCUUUUUUGUCGAGGGCCUAGUUUGCGAUGCUGUGUUUGGGGUACUCUGUGCUUCUGGGAAAUCUACCCUAAUCUUUCGUCUUUUGUAAAAGACUAUAGUCUUGCCAACUUAACAUUAAAAGGCAAAAUAUAAAUGUAAAACUUAAUGUUGAUGAAUACGGAAUCUCAUUGCUUGAAAAUACACACAUUCUUUGAAUACAAAUGUAACAAUUUGCUUUGAUUGAUACGUCUUUAGCUAUUUAUCUAUAAAAAAACUGUUAUCGUUAUCACGACAUUUACAAGAAAGGCACUCAUUAAAAAGGUAAACGACUCAAGGUAAUUAAAGACUGUAAAAACAAUUUUAUCCUGCAACUAUUUCUUUUUUGGGGGUCCCGUAACACAUAAAUCUUCCACUAAAAGCUAGACUCAAUAUUUCAUUUUGUUUCGUUUUGACAUUUGCUUUUAGCUUUAAGCUUUACACAUGCAGUGAUAAACAGUAUGACAUGUUUCAAGAAGCACAAUUUAUCUUAUUCAAAUUUUACUGUUUUAGUCUCCCAUCGAAAUGUAUGAUAACUUCUAUGUCUGCCGACAAAUUAUGAAAUUUCGGAUUUACCUCUGGAGGAACUUAUACGAUAGUACUUAUAUUUAAUUAAACAUUUUAUAAACAAGGUGUAGACGAUAUGAUAUUAACUAACAAUAUCGGUCACCUUGAAAUCAAAAAUUCAUUAAGUUUUUUUGUAAGUAUAUUUUACUUUUUAUUAUAUACAAAAGGUGAUAAUUUAAGUGUUUUUAUUCUCGCUUCAUACUGUCCUGUCAUCAUUAUUCGUGUAAUAAAUGCUGCUCUGUUUAACCAGAAUAAAAGUUUGAGCCAACUGUA
Messenger RNA from Mercenaria mercenaria, 2134 nucleotides. RefSeq lists its product as uncharacterized. NCBI's taxonomy places the organism in Eukaryota, Metazoa, Mollusca, Bivalvia, Venerida, Veneridae. The coding region runs from base 89 to 877 and encodes 262 amino acids. The record is from RefSeq and is a predicted model, not a curated record. The transcript has 6 exons.